GCCCUCUAGACUCCACAAACGUUUGCCAUGAACGCUCUGAUUCCUCUGACCUGCCUCGCCAUUGUAGCUUGCGCCGCAGCUGGCGGUUUGGGAGGUUAUGGCAUUGGAUACGGAGGUGGCUACGGAUUAGGCUAUGGUGGCCUUGGCAACGGUGGAGGACUUGGUGGAGCAGGCAUCGGCAGCAGCGUGGUUCUUCUCAGAGGCGGUCCUGGUUUCGGAAAAUCAGUGACGGGGCCAGCCUUCCUUGUGCGUACUGUGCACCACGUUAAUAAAAUCCACGGUGGAGGUGCCAUCGUUGCCCACUCCGGGCUCGGAGCGGUUGGCGGUGGUCUUGGAUACGGAGGUGGCCUGGGAUAUGGUGGUGGUCUUGGCUACGGUGGACUCGGUUACGGAGGUCUCGGGUACGGAAGUGGUCUGAAGUACGGAGGAUAUGGUCUGAAAGGAUAGACUUCAUGUGACCAUUUGAGAAUACACGACGAUAAAAGCUUGACAAGAUGCGGAAUAUCAGUGAAGGCUUUGGACACCUGGUGUUUUCUGUUGUAAAGCAUAUGUAAAUAAACACAGUGUUGAUAUGA
Molecule: messenger RNA, 575 nt
Organism: Rhipicephalus microplus (southern cattle tick)
Lineage: Eukaryota; Metazoa; Arthropoda; Arachnida; Ixodida; Ixodidae
Source: RefSeq, a predicted model, not a curated record